Messenger RNA from Didymodactylos carnosus, 717 nucleotides. The record is from the annotation of a GenBank genome assembly. NCBI's taxonomy places the organism in Eukaryota, Metazoa, Rotifera, Eurotatoria, Philodinida, Philodinidae.
AUGGCAUUAAUACAAGAGUUGCAAGCGCAACAGAAUGUACAUAUGUUUGGACAAAAGCCAAGAUGUGAUCAAGAGUUCUGGAAGAUUGUACAAGAAAGGAAUACUGUAGAUGAAGCACAAUUACCAACACCAGUAGAUGAUAUUAUGGAUAAUACAGUUUUGGAUGAUGGGCUUGUAAGUACAGACGGCGCAAUGAACUCACCAAUGACUAUUGACAAUGAUGCUUUUCCACUUUACGAUAAUACAACAGCAGAUGAUGUUAAUUCACCUUUUCUUCUUGAUCAGUCUUCAACAUCAGUGUGUGCUGCACCUGUUCUUAAUCCACUGUCUGGUGCAAAUGUUUCUUCGAAUGAUAAUCUUAUUUCGUUUGAUUUGCCAAAAUUACCUGCAAAGGCUGUUUCGCAGUGUUUAUUACCAUCAAAUCCAGUUUUGCUUUUGGAUACUCCUACAUUGGUUGUUUCUUCGAUUGAACCUAAUUCGAAAUCUAAUAGCUGUGUUAAUAUUCUGGAUGAAUUAGAUGCUCUUGUAAAUACCCCUGUUAAAACGACUUCACUUUCUUCAUUGUCCUUAUCAACUGUUGUUGUUGCUUCAUCUAAUACUAUCGCAAUUCAAACUUUGUUCCUGCUUUCAUUUCACCACCAUUUAAUUCUUUACCGUCUGUUGUACAAUCUCCACGACAUGAGUCAGUGCGUAAACAAGCCACAGAAAAUUAUCUAG